Messenger RNA from Cannabis sativa, 2132 nucleotides. RefSeq names its product protein trichome birefringence-like 33. Lineage: Eukaryota; Viridiplantae; Streptophyta; Magnoliopsida; Rosales; Cannabaceae. The coding region runs from base 556 to 1857 and encodes 433 amino acids. The transcript has 6 exons. Gene Ontology annotation, molecular function: O-acetyltransferase activity. Gene Ontology annotation, cellular component: Golgi apparatus. The record is from RefSeq and is a predicted model, not a curated record.
UAUUAUUUUUAAAAAAUAAAUUAUAAUGUUAUGGUGAUGUAUUAGUUAAGAAAAAGAAAUUCAUUGUUCCAUUAAGACACUUGGCUUAAAAGGCAAGCAAAAUCAUAACCUCCAUUUUUCCAAGUACAAAAUCAUGUACCCCCCACUACUACUGCACUUCCUUAUCACUCCCUUCCGAUCUUUUAAUUUUUCCUUUUCUAAUUAAGAAAAAAAAAUUGAUAGUUGACUGACUCAGACUCUACAUAAAAUUGAAAUUAAACAAUAAAACAAAAUCUCAAUAAUACUAUUAACAAUAAAACAAUUUGAAUGUAAUUAGUACUAGUAGAUAAUAACAUUAUUGCGCAUUAAUUAAGCUAAUUAUAAAAAAAAUUAAGAACAAUGAUCUGUUUUAUUAUUUUUUUCUAAGCAUUGGAUGUCACCAACUCAAUGAGCACAUGAAAUAAAUAAUUAAAUAAAUAAAAGCUUGCACAUAACUCGGUUUAACUCAACUCAGACGCAAUAAAUAAAUAAGGAAGGAGAAUAAUAGGCAGCAGAGAGAGAGGUUGGUUUGAAACAAUGAAACCUCCUCUGUCUUCGUCUUCAUCUUCUUCCUCUGUUCUCAGAAAGCCUCGCCAUCUCUCUCCUUACCUCUUCUCCUUACUAGCUUUCAUUGUCUUCGUCGCCAUUCUUUACGGCGAGGACGUCGCCUGCGUCUUCAACCAGCAGCUUCAACUCGGUUCCGACUCACCCCGAUACUUCACUGGACCUUCGAGUUUAGUUUUCGGGGUAGAGAAGAAGAGAGAGAAGGCCCUUCCCUUCGCCAUCGGUAAAACUGACCCCAGUUGCGACAUUUUCAGCGGACGUUGGGUUUAUGACGAAUCUCGACCGCUUUACGAAGAAUCGGAUUGUCCUUAUAUACAACCUCAGUUGACCUGCCUUGAACACGGUCGACCAGAGACGAAUUAUCAACACUGGAGAUGGCAACCUAACGGCUGUGAUCUACCCAGGUUCAAUGCCACGCUGAUGCUUGAGACCCUGCGAGGCAAGCGGAUGAUGUUUGUAGGAGAUUCUCUGAACAGAGGUCAAUACGUCUCCAUGGUUUGUCUUCUUCACAAACUCAUUCCUGAAGAUGGAAAAUCAAUGGAAACCUUCGAUUCAUUGACAGUUUUCACUGCCAAGGAAUAUAAUGCCACAAUUGAGUUCUAUUGGGCACCAUUUAUUCUUGAAUCAAAUUCAGACAAUGCUGUCAUCCAUAGGGUAUCUGAUAGGAUUGUGAGGAAAGGAUCUAUCAAUAAGCAUGGCAAACAUUGGAAGGGUGUUGAUAUAAUGGUGUUUAACACUUACUUGUGGUGGAUGACUGGCUUGAAGAUGAAAAUAUUGCGUGGAUCUUUUGAUGACGAAGCUAAGGAUAUCAUGGAAUUAUCGACAGAAGAUGCUUAUCGUAUGGCAAUGAGGAGUAUGUUGAGAUGGGUGAGGAUCAAUAUGGACCGGAAAAAGACAAGAGUAUUCUUUACUAGCAUGUCCCCUACUCAUGCGAAGAGUGGAGAUUGGGGCGGUGUUCCAGGUCGUAAUUGCUACAACGAAACAAGAAUGAUAGAAGAUCCAAAUUACUGGGGUUCUGAUAGCAGAAAAAGCAUAAUGGAGGUGAUCGGAGACGUAUUCCGUAAAUCGAAGUUUCCCGUUACAUUUCUCAACAUCACACAACUCUCAUUAUACCGGAAAGACGCACACACAUCAAUAUACAAGAAGCAAUGGAGUCCAUUGACUCCUGAGCAAAUAGCCAAUCCCGUCAGCUAUGCCGAUUGUACACACUGGUGCUUACCGGGUCUUCAAGAUACUUGGAAUGAGCUUCUUUUUGCCAAACUCUUUUACCCUUGAUUUUUAUUUAGUCCAAACAUCAGAGAGUCCUAAUGAUCUUUUACUUGUGAUGUACAUGUUGCCGCACACAUAUUGAUGAGUGAUCUUAGCUAUUGCGGGCGGGGGUCUUUUGAUUUUUCUCUUUUCCAAAGUGUAACAUUAACAACGAUUAAAGGGCAAUUUUGUAUUCUGGGAGAGGAGUGGGAGAAGGGGAAAGAGGAGGUUCGGUGUAAAAUCUUCAUAGAUGAUAGGCAUAUAUAUAAUACAAGAAAAUUUGUUUGAUUGAUUCAUCAUAA